Linnemannia hyalina is the source of this 315-nucleotide messenger RNA. The record is from the annotation of a GenBank genome assembly. NCBI's taxonomy places the organism in Eukaryota, Fungi, Mortierellomycota, Mortierellomycetes, Mortierellales, Mortierellaceae.
AUGUCGUCCGCAGCCACCAUGUCAAAGUUCCUCACCCAGGUCAAGGUCACCAUGGCCCCCUUCGCCCCCGCCUCAAAGUCAUCAAAGAUCUUCCUGUCAAGGAUCAUCACUAACGACGCCAUUGCAGCCAACCCCGCCUUGAAGAUCGUCACCGAGUCCCAUGCUGAUCUCAACAAGCCCCCAGUCAUCAACGUCACCUACAAAGACGGCAAGACCCUCCAGCUCCUGACCGGCGAUAUGAAGGUCAACGAUGUCCUUCGUCAGGUCGGAAAGCACGCCAGGAAACUUCAGGAGAAGGAGGACGCCUCAGCAUAA